Coturnix japonica (Japanese quail) is the source of this 3225-nucleotide messenger RNA. The record is from RefSeq and is a predicted model, not a curated record. Lineage: Eukaryota; Metazoa; Chordata; Aves; Galliformes; Phasianidae.
AUGGGUGACGAGAGCUCGGGCUGCCCCUCCGGAUCGCGGCCAAUGGGGGCGAAACGCCCGUUGGCGGGGGGGAUUCGUGUGAACGAGAGGCUGCGAUUGGCCGAGCGGAGCCCUGCCGCCUUUCGGGCGACCAAUCGGAGACGUGACCCCGGGCGAACCUGCCGCUCAGUGGUGGCCGGGGAGAGAGGGCGGGGAAAGGGGCGGGGCCGGGACAGAGCAGAGCAGUCACCCGGGCAACGGGGGAAGCGAACGGGAGGAGACAUGGACGGGAACGGCCAGAACCCGGCAACGGAGGAGCCCCCGGCCGAGGAGCCCCCGGCAUUGGAGCAACCCCCGGCCGAGGAGCCCCCGGCCAUUGGGAGCAACCCCGGCCGGAGGCAGCCUCCGCAUUGGGAGCAACCCGGGGCCCGAGGAGCCCCGGCUAUCUGGGAGCAACCCCCGGCCGAGGAGCCCCCGGCAUUGGAGCAACCCCCGGCCGAGGAGCCCCCGGCAUUGGAGCAACCCCCGGCCGAGGAGCCUCCGGCGUCGACGCCGGAGGAGCCCCCGGUAUUGAGUGAGCCCCCGGUAUUGGAGGAGCCCCCGGUAUUGGAGGAGCCCCCGGUAUUGGAGGAGCCCUCGGUAUUGGAGGAGCCCCCGGUAUUGGAGGAGCCCUCGGUAUUGGAGGAGCCCCCGGCUGAGCAGCCCGGGGAUGGCGAAGUCUCCGAGAGCGAACGCGACGCGCUGAGCGAGGACAGCGAGGAGCCCGAGGGCCCGACGGAGCCUGCGGAGCCCCCGCAGCCCGAAGGCGAAGCGGAGGAGGCCGAGUGCCGCGACGAAGCCGAGGAGGAGGAGGAAAGGGAGCGCGACGAGCUGCUGGCCGAGUACCGCGAGCUGGAGUCCGAGCGGCAGCGGCUGCACCAGACCGAGAGCCGCCUGCAGCUGCUGCUGGCGGAGCUGCUGAGGCCGCAGCGGAGCGAGCGGCGGGCGGACGAGGCGGGCGGGCAGCAGCUGUUCGCGGAGCGGCUGCGGGAGCUGCGGGAGCUUUGGGGGCGGAGGGAGCGGGAGGCAGAGAGCUGGAAGCUGCGGGUGGACGAACGGCAGAAGGACAGCGAGGAGAGCGAGGCCAGGGCCAGAGCCGCGUGGGCCGCCUUCCAGGCGAGGAAGAAAGCCGUGGCCGUGCAGACACUCGAGCGGCGGCGGGGCGGCAGGGAGGCGGCCCUAAGGACGGUGGGGGACAUCCAGGCUCGGGAGAAGGACAAGGAGGCCGCACUGCGGGAGGCCCGGCUGGAAAACAUCAAGGUGAAGCUUGAGGUCCGAAAACUUGAGAGGAUCCUGAGAGCCCAGAGAGAAUCGAUGAAAGGCAGCAACCGCGCAGAGAUCAGUCUCAUGAAGAAAGAGAACCAGCAGCUCAACGAAAAGCUCGAAGGCCUCAACUGCGAAGUUCUGAAGCUCAAGAGGAAAGUAGCUGACGUAGAACGGACCCUCAACUACAUCAGGGAGAAGCUGCAGUUUGCGGAAGCUGAGAACCAAGGCCACAAGGCUGAGCUGAGGGACAUCAUGAGCGCCCUGAGGCAGAAGAGAGACGCUCUGACCAAGAGCAAGAAGGUCAGAGACAGGCUGAGGGCACACAGCGUGAAACUACUGCAGCAGCGCGGCCUGCUUGGGGAGGAGACACUGCUGAGGGACUUUGAGGAAAAGGUGAACAACAUGGAGUUGUUACAUCGGCAGCUGGAAGCACUGAAACAUCGCCACGCUGCUCUGAUCCUCAAAGAGAGGGAGAUUCAGAAAAAAAUGAGCAAAGCCAAAUCAUUUCUACCUUGAUGAGGGAAGUAAAGCAUUGAAAAUAGAGAAAGCGCAGCCUUUUCUGUAAUCCUCUUUUUAACAUGUUCAAUCCAGUAACAAUCUGUACAACCACCACGUGUGACUUCUACACAGGUCCAGGAGACCUGGAGAAUUAACUCAAGGUUAACUUUCAUAGAUGGAGCUGCGAGCUGGAGGAAUGCUGGGGAUUCACAGCAAACCCCACUUGCAUACACACAGCGUACUAUAGAAGGACUAACACCCUCAUUCUGUUGACAGAACUGGCUGCAAAUUUCAUUAUGGUGCUGUACAGGAUGAAAGGUUACUGCUCCAAAUAUGUCUAUUAAAUUUCUCAUUCCAAACUAGUCUGAAUUUUGUGGUCUUUCAGCUGUUAGAGCUUUAGCAGGCACCAUGUGGUGUGUGGUGGGGAUGGAAUAGCACAAGCCCACCACAGCUACAGGCCCUUUGCACUGUUCAAGGACAGCGCAUCAGAAAGCCAGAAGACUGAAAAAAGGGGGAAGGGAGGGAGAAGGUGCCACACAGGGAUGAUCAUACAGCUCAUGGUGAGCAGCAGAGGCUGUCUGACAGAAAGUACAUGCGUAGGAAGGAAAUGUGUCGCUGUGUUUCUCCACAUGGAAAAAAUGGCGCCCCUGACAUCCAUCCACAUUUGCUGAACAUCUUUGGAGACCAAACUGUGGAAGGAGGAGAUACCUGAGCUUUCGGUUUCUCAGUCGCACCGACAGCAGGUGAUUAAGGUAACUUUACAUGACUUUAUUUAAUAAAACCAUAUAUUUACAGUUGAAAAAAGUUCCAGUUUGAUACACGUAUCUAAACGAAACCAGCUACAUAAAAAUGACUGAACCAUGAUGUACAGAGGAUGUCUCAACAGUUCUCUAUGCGUCCAGUUUGUAAAACAUUCAAAAAUGAGCUGCUGGAAGGAACCUUCCAACCCAGACUGAAUCAAAUGAGACACGUUAAUGACUGAUUGCUGACGGCGGCUGCAAAACGGCUUUGCAAUAAAGUGCGGGUUGUACAAAACUCCAAAGCUGGUGACAAUGCUCUGGAUUCUCUGAUCUGUUCGUACGGUGAUGGUGGAAACCCACCAAGAAAACAAUAGUCUGCUGAGAUGGGGACGCUUCAAUGAGAGAACACGUCACGCGUGACGUUACAAAUCGCCUUCAGCACCUGAAGUAACGGUGUCACUAUUUGUUAUGCAAUCCCUGAAUCGAUUACAGAAACCUUCCAUAAUAUUGAAGAGAUUUGGUAUGCCGCAAGGAACUUAACAAGCUUGGUGGCAAGUAAUUCUAAGCCAUUACAACUCAUCUCUGUUCAUAUCAAAAUUCAAGUGUAGUCUUCAAGUUACUGAGAGGUUGGAACAAUUGCAUCUUUAGGCAGGUCAUUUUGUUUUCAAAUGCAUUUUGUUUGAUAAUAAACUGUGCAAAGCUC